Molecule: messenger RNA, 1535 nt
Organism: Arabidopsis arenosa
Lineage: Eukaryota; Viridiplantae; Streptophyta; Magnoliopsida; Brassicales; Brassicaceae
Source: the annotation of a GenBank genome assembly
AAGCAAACCAAAAGCUUAUUUGUUUUGUUUGCAAACCACACAAAAAGAAAAAACACAUCUUUGGUGCAACAACAAUGGCUUCGUCUUCCAAAGCACUGGUCGAAUUCAUAGGCUCUCUUGACAAAGACUCAUACGUUUCUCUCUUAUCAAAACUCAUCGGCGAAUCUAAAUUCGUCCAAAACAAUCCGCCGGAGCUCAUCCCUCAAGAGGACCUAAUCGUCAAACACGUCCUUGAGUCUCUCCGUCCUUAUAGCACAGAGACUGGUGGUGGUCCUCUGGUGAUCAAUCAUGUGGCGUAUCAUUCAGGUAGAGGUAAUCUCAUCGUUGAGUACCCAGGAUCUGUUCCCGGAAAGAUCUUGUCUUUCGUCGGAAUGCAUAUGGACGUCGUCACUGCGAAUCCUGAUGAUUGGGAAUUUGAUCCUUUCUCGCUAAGCAUAGAUGGUGAUAAGCUUCGUGGUCGUGGGACAACAGAUUGUCUUGGUCACGUUGCUCUUGUCACUGAACUCAUGAAGACACUUGGGCAAACUAAACCGGCAUUGAAAUCAACGGUGGUGGCGGUUUUCAUUGCCAGUGAAGAGAACUCUUCCAUUCCUGGUGUUGGUGUGGACAUGCUGGUUAAAGAUAAACUUCUUGAUAAGCUCAAAUCCGGACCAUUGUAUUGGAUUGAUACGGCGGAUAAGCAGCCGUGUGUUGGAACUGGCGGUAUGAUACCGUGGAAGCUUCAUUUUACCGGAAAGCUUUUCCAUAGCGGUUUAGCUCACAAGGCGAUUAACGCGAUGGAGUUAGCAAUGGAAGGGCUUAAGGAAAUCCAAGCCCGGUUCUACAGAGACUUUCCGCCUCACCCACAAGAGAAAGUUUAUGGUUUUGCAACACCAUCCACCAUGAAGCCUACACAGUGGUCUUAUCCAGCUGGCGGAAUCAACCAAAUCCCUGGAGAAUGUACCGUUUGCGGUGAUGUCAGGUUAACUCCUUUCUACGAUGUGAAGGAAGUGAUAACGAAGUUGCAAGAGUAUGUUGACGACAUAAACAGUAACAUAGAGAAGCUCGAAACCCGUGGUCCUGUUUCGAAAUAUGUCUUGCCAGAUGAGAAUUUACGGGGAAGGCUCACGAUAAGCUUUGAUGAAGCAUCAGCUGGAGUUGCGUGUAAUCUUGAUUCCCCCGGCUUUCACGUUCUAUGCAAAGCAACCGAAGAGGUUGUUGGACACGUGAAGCCUUACUCGAUCACCGGUACUUUGCCUCUAAUCCGAGACCUCAAGGAUGAAGGUUUCGAUGUGCAAACUUCAGGAUACGGUCUCAUGGCUACAUAUCAUGCAAAGAACGAAUACUGCCUUCUCACAGACAUGUGCCAAGGCUUUGAUGUCUUCGUUAGGAUCAUCUCUCAACUUGAAGAACAAGACUAAAAUGAGAUAGAAGAUCAUAAAAUAAAAGCUUCACAUAGCUACUCUCUCAUUAACUUAAUGGUUCUUCUAUACAUUUACUUUGCUUCUAUCUAUUUGUACAAGUCAAUGGUGGCUCAAUACAUAAGACACUUUACA